Molecule: messenger RNA, 2431 nt
Organism: Engraulis encrasicolus (European anchovy)
Lineage: Eukaryota; Metazoa; Chordata; Actinopteri; Clupeiformes; Engraulidae
Gene: gcnt7
Product: glucosaminyl (N-acetyl) transferase family member 7
Exons: 4
Coding region: 659-1960 (433 amino acids)
Cellular component (GO): membrane
Molecular function (GO): acetylglucosaminyltransferase activity
Source: RefSeq, a predicted model, not a curated record
AGGAAAAAAAGAGUGUGAGUGGGAAAGAGUCUAAAACAAACUGCCAGAGAGUGCUGUGCAGCGCGAGUGUGUGUUGUGGUGGUGGCGGUGGUGGAGUGUCAGUACAGUCAGCUGAGGGGUGGGAGGAGACAGAGUGGUUGCUAUGCUGGAUUGGCCCUCACUCUACCAUGCACCCUCAUGGGGAAUGGAAGCAGAGCAGCUCCUGAGCAAAAGGAGUGGGGGGCGGGGAGCGGAGGAGAAGGACAGCAACACACAUCCACAAACACAGAUAGUAGCAGCAGCAGCAGCAGCAGGAGCAGGAGGAGGACUAGGAGGGGCAGCAGCAACAGCAACAGACGCUGCCACACACCACUACUACUGCGACAGAGAGAGAGAUGCCCGGCUGUCAGCGCUGAAAUCUUUAAGUGUCCGUGUCACCAGCAAAAACUAACGGCAACACAGCAACACAGCAGCACGGCUGCAAGCUGAGGGAGCCAUCAAGCAGUUGCAGUGGUUGCGGCGGCAGCGGCAGCAGAGGCAGCACCGCAACCACCACGGAGCACCUGUCCGGGGACUUGCAGCCUCACUAAUGUUUAACCUCCUCCAUCUCACCAUGCCCCACCGAGCAGGCUCCUAAGGAAGUGAGUCCAUUUUGCGUCUGGCCAAUGCUGGCGAUAGCAUGCCCCAGCUUGAGGACACCAAGUGCAGCUUUCUCUUCUGCCUGGGGAUAAGCAUCUUCAUCUGCUCCGUCAUCUACCUGAAGGCCACGGGGUUCGACACGCCUCGCGCCCAGAGCCACCUCUUCACGCGCAGGUCUUUUCCCCAGCAGUGUCAGGUCCUGGGGCACAGCAGGAACGAAACAGCCAAGUGGCAGAGCGCCCAGUGUCACUUGGAUGGCUACUCCUCGACGUCGACACUGAACUGCUCUUACUUAUGGUCCAACUGUCGCUUCAUUAACCAGACUCUGAGCAAGGAGGAAGAAGAGUACCCGCUGGCCUUUGUCAUCACAAUACACAAAGAGCUGGAGACGUUUGCCAGGUUGCUGAGGGCCAUCUACGCCCCACAGAAUGUCUACUGCAUCCACGUGGACCAGAAGGCUACCCUUGGCUACAGGAAGAGCGUGGAGCUCCUGACUGGAUGCUUCCACAACGUGUUCAUAGCCACGCAGAGCGAGAAGGUGACUUACGGCGGCUUCUCCCGGCUGCAGGCGGACAUCAACUGCAUGAGAGACCUGCUCAAGUCGUCCGUGCACUGGAGGAAGGUCAUUAAUCUCUGCGGGCAGGACUUCCCCAUCCAGAGCAACCUGGAGCUGGUGCGGUACAUGCAGAGCAAGGAGUGGCGUGACCGCAACAUGACGCCUGGGGUCAAGCAGCCACAGGACAAACACUACCGCACCGAGUUUCGUUACGAGGCGCGGGGAUCGUACAUGACCAAGCUGAGCUAUAAGAAGGGACCACCGCCGCAAAACCUCCAGAUUUACUUUGGCACCGCUUACUACUCGCUCACCCGUGAGUUUGUGGAGUUUGCACUUGAGAGUUCCAUAGCCAGAGACCUCCUGGAAUGGUCUGAGGACACCUUCAGUCCAGAUGAGCACUACUGGGUCACACUCAACCACCUGACCGAUGCGCCAGGAAGCCAUAUUUAUGGAGGUUGGGAGGGGAACAUUCGAGCCAUAAAGUGGCGGGACCAAGAAGGGACAGAACACAAUGGCUGCAAAGGACAUUACAUCAGGGAGAUCUGUAUCUACGGAAUAGACGAUAUCCCCUGGGUCAUCAGCAAGCAGAGCAUGUUCGCCAACAAAUUUGAGAGUGAAACCUUUCCAGAAGCUCUGGAUUGUUUAGAACAGUGGCACCGUGUGAAAGUGCUACGGCAAGCGGCAGUGCCCAUACAGCCCGGGUGGCACCUGGCAGAGGUGGUGGACACCUGCCAACACUGGAACCGCACAGCAGGACAGACAAAUAACCCGCUGUGCACAAGGUAGCUGACGGGGAUCAGCGCUUCACAGACAGUGAGCUGUGGAAAGCCUUCCAAAGGGAGCGACCGCACUCAGUUCAGCUCAUGAAAAACAUACAGAUGUACAACAACGGACCAAGGGGAAAUUAUGAUUCCAUGCAGACACCGUUUUGAAAGGAUAUGUCCACUAUUUACCACAUCUAGCCCAUUUUCUAAGUUGUCUGAAAUGCAAGAGAGCACUGGUAUUACACAAAAAAGUUUUGCCCAUCCCAUUUAUUCUUUCAUUUACAAAAUGAAAGACAAGGCAUCAUAUUUCGCUAUCAAACUUGUUAGAUGAUACCAGUGAACACCACAAACCACUCAGCGAGUUGCACAUUUUUGAAAAUGAAUGUUUAGGGUUUUAAGGACCGAUAUGGACAUGCCCAUAGACAGCCAUUCCAAAGCAGGUUGAGACAAAAAUAAUGGAAUGCCAACUAAUGGAGCCAUAAGCAAACAUCCA